This is a messenger RNA of Zea mays, 1072 nucleotides long. Its product is annotated as Sphinganine C4-monooxygenase 1. NCBI's taxonomy places the organism in Eukaryota, Viridiplantae, Streptophyta, Magnoliopsida, Poales, Poaceae. The transcript has 2 exons. The record is from RefSeq and is marked provisional. Gene Ontology annotation, molecular function: iron ion binding; oxidoreductase activity. Gene Ontology annotation, biological process: lipid biosynthetic process. Bases 102 to 902 code for a protein of 266 amino acids.
CAACAACAGCACCGUACCUAGCUAGCUACGAUCGACCACACAGCUAGCUAGCUAACACAUUCAUCGAUCGAUCGACGAUCCAACAAAUCCGUCAAAUAUUAAUGGAGCAACUACUACUCUCUGAUGAGGGUCUGGCCGUCGUUGUGCCUAUCCUGGUGUACUGGGCGUAUUGUGGCCUGCACGUAGUGCUAGGCCAGUCCAUGUAUAUGGACAGAUACAGGCUGCACCCAAGCGCCCAUGAAGAUAGCAAGAACUAUGUGUCGAAACGACAGGUCAUCGGCAACGUCCUCAAGCAGCAGCUCGUGCAGGUUACCAUCGUUGCCAUGGUGUUCAAGCUCACAGGAGGGAGGAGCACCAGCAGUACGACGACCGAAGCAUCGUCGUACCUGAAGCUAGCCUGCCAGAUCUUGGUGGCCAUGGUCUUCUUCGACGUGUGGCAGUACGCGUGCCACCGGACCAUGCACGCCAGCAGGUUCCUCUACCGGAACCUGCACUCGUGGCACCACCGCCUCGUGGUGCCCUACGCCUUCGGCGCGCUGUACGGGCACCCGCUCGAGGGCUUCGUCGCGGACACCGUCGGCGGCACGGCGGCCUUCCUGGUGUCCGGCAUGUCGCCGCGGGCCUCCGUCUUCUUCUUCUCGCUCUGCACCGUCAAGGUCGUCGACAACCACUGCGGCCUGUCGCUGCUGCCCUGCUGGGAUCGCCUGGGCCUCUGGAACAGCGCGGCGUACCACGACGUGCACCACCAGCUGCGUGGCGGCCAGUACAACUUCUCUCAGCUCUUCUUCGUCGUCUGGGACAGGGUGUUUGGGACGCACAUGCCAUUCGUGAUCGAGGACAGAGCCGGCGGAGGAGGAAUGCUCCAGGUCCGAGCACCCGGCCUUGACUACAGGAGCAAGUAAGCUACAUAUAUAGCAGUCGAAUUUUGUCAUGUAAAUUCGUUUCGGCCGUCGUUAUUGCAUGAUUCUUGUAAUAAUAAAGUGGUUUGAUUAUUCCUCUUUUAAUUUGAGGGACGACGAUGAAGCAGCCACAUGUCUUUACAUUGUUAUAUAAAUUUAUAAUUGUGUCGUCA